Neurospora tetrasperma FGSC 2508 is the source of this 1261-nucleotide messenger RNA. RefSeq lists its product as uncharacterized. Gene Ontology annotation, molecular function: hydrolase activity. The record is from RefSeq and is a predicted model, not a curated record. The transcript has a single exon. NCBI's taxonomy places the organism in Eukaryota, Fungi, Ascomycota, Sordariomycetes, Sordariales, Sordariaceae. The coding region runs from base 1 to 1116 and encodes 371 amino acids.
AUGACAGGCAAAAUUCCCACCGUCGAAGGGAUCCCCGUCCUGCCGUUAAGCCACAAAGACGAUGGAAGCUGGGUGAGACCCGAAACCGCCAACGAUGCCAUCAACCCGGCCCCAUCGAGAUGGUAUCUCAAGGCACAGGCUUCUGCCCUGCGAUCCGGUCUAUACAUCGGCAUGACCCUCCACUACAUGGCUAGCCCUCGACCACCAAACCCCAAUUUCACGCUUACGAUCCCCUCGCUUCUAUCCAAACACAAGGGUACUUUUACCCUCCAGUUCUACACCCCAAAGGGCUACGAAGAUGCCGCCAAACACGGCAAGCGAUAUCCCGCAGUCGUCAACUUCCACGGCGGUGGCUUCACAAUCGGCAACGGUACCGACGAUGCCCGAUUUGCUCGCUACGUCCUCGAGACCUGCGACGCCGUCUUCGUCUCGGUCGACUAUCGCCUUGCCCCCGAGUACCCAUUCCCGACCGCCGUCGAUGACGCUGCCGAUGCGCUCUUCUACCUUAUUCGCCAAUCCGCCGACCUACACAUUGAUCCCAUGAAGCUCGCGACAUCCGGUUUCUCAGCCGGCGGCAACAUCGCAAUUACUGCCACGCUGCGCUUCAACGAGCACUUGAAGGAAUUGGCCGACCCCGAUAACAAGGCUCCGCCAGUCCCCGAACACAAGAUCCGCGCCAUCGCGACUUGGUACCCCGUUACCGACUAUAGCAUAUCGCGCGCCGAGAAGCGCGCCACCUGCGUCAAGCCCGAGAGCACGCUGCCUCCUGCCAUGACGAACCUGUUCGACGGGUCUUACCUCUACCCUGGUGAUAUAAAGAUGGCGCAUCCCUGGCUAUCGCCCGCCCGAGCCAGCGAUGACGAACUGAGGGAAGCCAUACCGCAAAACGUGCUCGUGUACACGUGCGAGUGGGACAUGUUGCAGAAGGAGGGAGAGGCCUUCGCUAAGCGGUUGGCGGCCGAGCCUCUGAAUAAGACGGUCCAUCACAGGAUGAUUCCCGGGGUUGCCCAUGGUUGGGACAAGAGUCCAGAUCCGUUGAAGCCGGCGAUACAUACGCAGGAGGUGUAUACAGACUGUUGCCGGAAGUUGUUGGCGAUAUUUAAUGCAGUCGAUUGACUCAUACCCCGGAGAAGUUACUGGCAGGCUUCUUUGGAAAGGGAAAAGCUGGUCGUUGACUGAAGGUUGCAAAUGAGGAACAUACGAGUUCGAAUGAACAUACCUUAAUGCAAGUAACCUCUCCUCAAACUCAUGAUUACUUUUA